AUGGAGUUGUGGUCGGAUAGUACCGCGAUUCCCUUUCGAUUCGUGUCCCAUGGUCCGCCCCCCACUUUCUGGACCAUUAGGACGGACUUGUCCAAUGGACUAUUGGUCCGGACCGACUCAGGUGUUCGGACGGACGGUCCAAGACGGUGGACGGACUACGGAUCAUGGAAUGGCUUCAACCUGUACUAG
Messenger RNA from Letharia columbiana, 189 nucleotides. RefSeq lists its product as uncharacterized. The record is from RefSeq and is a predicted model, not a curated record. The transcript has a single exon. Lineage: Eukaryota; Fungi; Ascomycota; Lecanoromycetes; Lecanorales; Parmeliaceae. The coding region runs from base 1 to 189 and encodes 62 amino acids.